Molecule: messenger RNA, 2173 nt
Organism: Bactrocera tryoni
Lineage: Eukaryota; Metazoa; Arthropoda; Insecta; Diptera; Tephritidae
Product: ribonucleoprotein RB97D-like
Exons: 5
Coding region: 125-1276 (383 amino acids)
Molecular function (GO): RNA binding
Source: RefSeq, a predicted model, not a curated record
UUUCGCUUUGAAGUAGCCCUCGCCAUUCCAUUAUUUCAUAUAUGUGAAGUGAACAAACAGCAGAUUUUCUUGUGAAUAAACCUGGUUAAUUUAAUUAAGAUAGUUAAAUCUUAACAAAUUAAAAAUGAUUAAGACAGAAAAUAUUUAUCAAGCGGCCCAUAAACCUGAGGAGCACCAAAAUGGUGGAGAGGUAGAAGUUGAUCACCUUCGCAAAAUGUUUAUUGGAGGUUUGUCAGCAGUAACAACUGAAGAGUCUCUCCGGAGUUUUUAUAAGCAAUGGGGCGACGUAGUUGAUGCUAUAGUUAUGCGUGAUCCAGCAACAAAGCGUUCCCGCGGAUUUGGAUUUAUUACUUAUUCUGACACGUUUAUGGUAGAUCGAGCGCAAGCGGCCCGUCCACACGUAAUUGACGGCAAGCAAGUAGAUUCGAAGCGUGCAUUACCUAAACCUGAAUUAGGUAAACCAGAAGCUAGUACAACGGUGAAAAAAAUAUUUGUAGGAGGUUUAAAAGAAAAUCAUGAUGAACAGGCUUUAACGGAACAUUUCUCACAAUUUGGUAAUGUGGUUGGAGUUAAAAUUUUAACAGACAAAACUACCGGACGCAAACGUGGUUUUGCAUUUGUGGAGUUUGAUGACUACGAUGCCGUAGACAAAGCAGUUUUACAUAAAAAUCAUACAAUUAAGUAUGUGUUGGUUGAUGUUAAAAAAUCUGUUUACAAACAAGAGUUAGCCAAGAAACGAGCCACUCAAGCACAGCAAGCAGGUGUGCCCCCAGGUGCAGCACCUGCAAACGGGUAUCAACAACCAGCAGCUCCAUAUGCCCAACAGCCUGCCUAUGGCUAUCCACCACAAAUGGGUCCACCGGCAUACAAUGGAUGGGGCGGUUAUCCCCAAGCUGCACCUCCCGCUGCUUAUCAACAACCUCCACCAGCAGCUCCCGUUGCUGGAUACGGUGCUUAUACAGCGCCGCCGCAAAACGGUGCAGCUCCGGGUUGGGGUGCGCCCGCCGCAUAUCCAGCUCCUACCGCUUGGCCUCAAAAUGGGUAUGCAGCAGCUCCCCCUGCCGCGGCCCCAGUACCACCACCUACAGCUGCACCUGCUGCCGCACCAGCCGUUAAUAGUUGGAAUGGAGCCGCCGCCGCACCUACUGUAGCUGCUCCACAAAAUUUUGGCGAUUACCAACAGUCAUAUAACGGUGGCCCGCAAAAGGCCGGCAGCUUACAAGGAAACCGAAUGAACCCUUAUAGUGUGUCAUCGGCGCCUAGUUAUGGCAUUUAAGAUGUAUGCUUAUACAUAACAUUAAUGUACUACUACAUAGAUAACCAGAAUUAUUUUAAGAGAAACAAUUUAAAAAACAAAACAACCCAAUCCAACCCCAAGAAAGAAAGAUUUACAUAAAAUGCACUACGUACAUUACAUAGAGCAAAACAAAAGAACAAAACGCACUUCAUUAAGGAUGAUUUCCGAUAUUUAUAGUAAUUAAUAUAUGAACAUAUGUAUUUUAAAGCAAAUAACUUAAAUAAUACAUUCGCUGCUAUGUACACAUUAUUAUAUAGCGUACAAAAAUGAUAUAGUAGAUCGCUUAUCUAGAUGAUACUUAAUAUCGGAUAAAUAUUUCCAUAAAAGUCAGCGUGCUAACGUUUUGGUAAUAAAAAAAAAUAACAACAAAUACUGAGGCAAUGCAGUUCAAAAGCGACGAAAAAAAUAUUUGAACGUAUUCAGCACAACUUGGAUCAAAAUUGCAGACAGCAAUUAGAAACUCACCAGCAUUGAAACAAAUAUAGACAUUGAUUCAUAGAUUAAGAAACUUAUUUAAUAUUUCAGCACAGCUGUAAAAGCGCUUUAGAACUAGCAUGAAAUAGAAAACAAUUAUAACGAGAGGAAUAAUUGCUGUUAUACUUUGCGUUGCAAAUGAAUUUUGUAGGGUUUUGUUUUAUUUAAUAUUGCUUUGUAUUUCUUUUUUUUUACAUUGAACUAAUACAAGAGAACUGAACUGUUUGUUUAACAUCCAUGACAAAGAAGUUUUAGUUUAUAAAGAGUUAACAGCCUUUACUUUUGGCACUUUAGAAUUCCUAAGUGUAUGUUUUUUUUCCUUUUUUAUUAACACUUGCAAUAUUUUAAAUUAUAAAGAAGAACAAGUUCUCUUAUAGUGACUGCAAAAUUAAACAAAAAAAA